AUGGGGGCCACAGGCGAAGGAAUCACGUUCGUUGUGGGGGACCCUGAUCGUGUGACCCUGGCGGACCCAGGAGCCCUGUACCCUGCCCACGGGGGCCAAGUGUGCAGCACUUGGGGGGGCUUCCACUACAAGACGUUCGACGGCGCCAUCUUCCACUUCCCCGGCCUCUGCAACUAUGUCUUGGCCGCCCACUGCCACGCACCGUACGAGGACUUCAACGUCCAGAUCCGCCGGGCCCUGGUCCCGGGCGGCCGCCCCGUGGUCUCCCGCGUCCUGCUCCGCAUCGAUGGCGUCGUCCUGGAGAUGGUCAACGGCUCGGUCCUCAUCGACGGCCAAAGGGAAGAGCUGCCCUUCGCGCGCUCUGGGAUCGCCGUGGAGAAGAACAGUGUCUACACUAAAGUCAGAGCCAAGAUCGGCCUGACCUUCAUGUGGAACGGCGAGGACGGCGUCCUGCUGGAACUGGACCCCAGAUACCUCAACCAGACCUGCGGACUCUGCGGGGAUUUCAACGGACUCCCGGAAUACAACGAAUUCUUCUCCAACAACGUCAGGCUGACGGCGCUUCAGUUUGGGAACCUGCAGAAGAUGGAUGGACCAACAGAAGAAUGCGAAGACCCAGAAAUGCCAAAGGAGGAGAAAUGUCAGGACAAGGCUGAUGUCUGCGUCAGGGUGCUGACCGGCCCAGCCUUCGAGGACUGCCACGGGCUGGUCAACGUGAGCCAGUACAUCGAGGCCUGCAUCCAAGACCUGUGCUUCUGCUCGGUGCCCGCCGGACCCUCCUGCCCAUGUGACACCAUCGCUGAGUACUCUCGGCAGUGUGCCCAUGCCGGAGGGCAACCCCAGGCCUGGAGGAACCCCCAGCUGUGCCAGUGGACGUGUCCGUCCACGAUGCGCUACGAAGAGUGCGGGUCUCCUUGCCCCGACACCUGCUCCAACCCCGAGCGUAGCCAGCUCUGCGAAGACCACUGCAUGGAUGGAUGCUUCUGCCCCCCGGGGACCGUUUUGGACGACGUGCUCGAGGAGGGCUGCAUCCCCCUGUCGCAGUGCUCCUGCACCUUCAACGGCCAAUCUUACCAGCCAGGAGCCUCCUUCUCCACCCGCUGCAGCACCUGCACCUGCACGGGAGGGAGAUGGAGCUGCCAGACCCUCCCCUGCCCCGGCACCUGCUCCGUGGAAGGCGGCUCGCACGUGUCCACCUUCGACGAGAAGCGCUACACCAUCCACGGCGACUGUACCUAUGUCCUGGGCAAGAACUGCGCCGACAGCAGCUUCACGGUCUUGGGAGAGCUUCGCAAAUGCGGACUGACGGACAGCGAGACCUGCUUGAAGACGGUCACCCUCAACCUCCACGGAGGCCAGACAGUGAUUAAGGUCCAGUCAGACGGCGGUGUGUAUGUGAACACCAUCUACACCCAGCUGCCCUUCUCAGCAGCCAACAUGACCAUCUUCCGGCCAUCGACGUUCUUCGUGAUAGUGCAGACCGGCUUCAGCCUCCAGCUGCAGAUUCAGGUCGUGCCCGUCAUGCAGGUCUUCAUGACGGUGGACUCUUCCCACCAGGGGCAGAUGUGCGGUCUCUGCGGAAACUUCAACCAGAACCAAGCGGACGACUUCAGGGCGGUGAGCGGCGUGGUGGAGGCCACGGCGGCCGCCUUUGCCAACACCUGGAAGACCCGGGCCGACUGCCCCAACGUCCACAACCUCUUCGAGAACCCGUGUGCCCUCAGCGUGGACAACGAGAAUUACGCCCAGCACUGGUGCUCCCUGCUGACCAACUCCAGCGGGAUCUUCGCCCCCUGCCACCAGGCCGUGAACCCUGCCCCCUACUACACGAACUGCAUGUUUGACACCUGCAACUGCGAGAAGAGCGAGGAUUGUCUUUGCGCGGCCUGGUCCUCCUACGUGAGGGCCUGUGCCGGACACGGCAUCCUGCUGCGGGGCUGGAGGGGCCACGGCGUCUGCGCCAAAUAUACGACCUCGUGCCCCAAGUCCCUGACCUACAGCUACGCGAUAGAGUCCUGCCCGCCCACGUGCCGGGCGCUGAGCCAGCCGGACGUCACGUGCGCGGUCCCCUUCGUCCCCGUGGACGGCUGCACCUGUGCCAACGGCACCUACCUGGACGCCGGGGGCCAGUGCGUGCCCGCCGCCAGCUGCCCCUGUUACCACCACGGGGCGCCCGUGCCCGCCGGCCAGUCCUUCCGCCAGAACGGUGCCAUCUGCUCCUGCUCAGGGGGGAAGCUGAACUGCUUUGGGGAGAUUAACCGAUUCCCAGUGUGCUCCCCUCCCAUGGUCUAUCUGGACUGUGGAAACGUGUCGGCGGGGACACCGGGGGUGGAGUGUCUGAAGAGCUGUCAGACUCUCGACAUGGCUUGCUACAGCACACGUUGCGUGUCUGGCUGCAUGUGCCCCGGCGGGCUGGUGUCGGACGGGAAGGGAGGCUGCAUCACCCCGGAGGCCUGUCCGUGCGUCCACAACGAGGCCAGCUACAGCCCGGGAGAGACCGUCAGGGUGGAUUGCAACACAUGCACGUGCAAGGACCGGGUUUGGGAAUGUACCCAGGAGGCCUGCAUGGGCACGUGCUCCGUCUACGGGGACGGACACUACGUCACCUUCGAUGGGGAGAGCUUCGCCUUCGAGGGGAGCUGCGAAUACACGCUAGCCCAGGACCACUGCGGGGGGAACGGCAGCGCCCCGGGCUCCUUCCGGGUCAUCACUGAGAACGUGCCCUGCGGCACCACCGGCGUCACCUGCUCCAAGGCCAUCAAGAUCUUCCUUGGGAGCUACGAACUGAUCCUCAGCGAGGGGGACAUCGCGGUGGUGGAACGGGGAGCCGGUGGGAGCAUCCCAUACAGCGUCCGGACCAUGGGCAUCUUCCUGACCAUCGAGGCCCAGAACGGUCUGGCCCUGCUAUGGGACAGGAAGACCAGCAUCUUCAUCAGGCUGAGCCAGGAACUCAAGGGCCGGGUGUGCGGGCUGUGCGGCAACUUCGACGACCACGGGGGCAACGAUCUGACGACGCGCAGCGGGUCCGUGGUGGGCGACGUGCGGGAGUUCGGCAACAGCUGGAAGUCGUCUCCCUCCUGCCCCGACGCCGUGACUCCCAGAGACCCCUGCACCGCCAACCCCUACCGCAGGGCCUGGGCCCACCGGCGCUGCGCCAUCCUCCACAGUGACGUCUUCGCCCUCUGCCACCGCCAGGUGGAGCCGUCGAGGUUCUACGAGGCCUGCGUGAACGACGCUUGCGCCUGCGACAGCGGCGGGGACUGUGAGUGUUUCUGCACCGCCGUGGCCGCCUACGCCCGGGCCUGCAACCAGGUCGGGGUCUGCGUCUCCUGGAGGACCCCCGACAUCUGCCCCCUGUUCUGCGAUUACUACAACCCCAAGGGCGAGUGUGAGUGGCACUACCAGCCGUGCGGGGAUGCCUGCAUGAAGACCUGCCGUAAUCCCACCGGGAAGUGUCUCAACGCUCUUCCCGGGUUGGAAGGCUGCUACCCAAAAUGCCCGGCGGAGAGGCCCUUCUUCAGUGAACACGACAUGAAAUGCGUCUCCCAGUGCGGCUGCUACGACUCAGAAGGAAACUACCACCAGCUUGGGGUGGAGGUCCGCGCCCCCCAGAACUGCCAGCGCUGCCAGUGCACCCCCGAAGGCAUCGAAUGCCUUCCGGACCAGAUGGCCUGCACCUGCGAGUACGAGGGGAAGAUGUACCAGGUCGGAGAGCUGAUCUACCACACGUCGGACGGCACCGGGGGCUGCCUGACUGCCGUGUGUUCCCCCGGAGGCCGCAUCGACCGCACCUCCGAGGCCUGCACCCACGCCCCGUCCACCACCCCGUUCUCCUUCUCCACCCCGACCACGACACGGCCCACCACAGGGCCCACGCCUCCACCCACGGCGCCCACGGUGUGCGUCCGCGAGAGCUGCCAGUGGUCAGCCUGGAUGAACGGGAGCCACCCGGGGGCCGUGUCCGACGACGGCGGUGAGUUUGAGAGGCUCGAGGAGCUUCGGGAGAAGGGCCUUCCGGUCUGCCGGACGCCCCGGGCCGUGGAUUGCCGGCUGGCGGAAUUCCCCGACACCGACCUGAGGUCGAAGGGUCAGCGGGUGCAGUGCACCCCCUCUGAGGGGCUGCAGUGUUGGCACCGGGACCAGGACCCGCCGGGCUGCCUCGAUUAUGAGAUCCGAGUCCUCUGCUGCAGCUACGUCUCCUGCGAAGCCUCGGUCAGCCCCGGGGUCAGGCCCACCCCGUCCACCACCAGCUCCCCUAUCGCCUCCCUGACCACCAAGGAGAUGGCCACCAGGAGAGAGACCACUCUGCAGUCCACCCCCGCCUCCGGGUCGCCCGGGACCAUGAACUCGGCCGGCACCACACACACGCUCUCCCCGCUGACUCUCCCCGUGGCAGAGACCACCACGCUCCAGACCGGACCAGGGGUCACCUCCACCGUCCUCUCCUCGACGCCCCCGCCAGGGUCGACGUCGAGGGGUCAGCCCACGUCAUCUCGCGGGACGUCCGCGGGGGCCCCGACGACGACUACGGCCGGAUCCACCCCGUGCCACCCGAGAUGCCAGUGGACGGAGUGGUUCGAUGUGGACUUCCCGUCGUCGGGGACCAUGGGCGGGGACUUCGAGACCUUCGACCGCAUCCGGGCCGCCGGGGGGAAGCUCUGUCUGACUCCCAUCCAGGUGGAGUGCCGGGCCGAAAACUACCCCGGGGUGAGCAUCGACCAGAUCGGGCAGCGCGUACAGUGCUCCUUGGACCGAGGGCUGAUCUGCUGGAACGAAGACCAGUCGGGAAAGUUCAACCUGUGCUACAACUAUAACGUCAGAGCCCUGUGCUGCGACGACUACAGCCACUGCGCGACCCGCCCUCCGGGGACGACUACGGCUGAGACCCCGGCGGUGACGACCGCCCGGACCACGUCCGGCGGGCCGACGGUAACCGUCCGCUCCACCGCACCGUCCACGGGGAAGGCGUCGCCCACUGCCACGAGCUCUCCGGCUACAGGCAAGCAGCGUAUCACCUCUGCUGCGGGGCCCAGCAGCCCGGGGAAGACCAGAACCACCCCCGGGACUUCUGGGACCGGUUCCACAUACGGAACGACCUCCACGGCUCCGGUCAAGACCACCACCACCGCUGCCGUCACCGAGACCCUGACGACAACGGCCUGUCAGCCCGCCUGUCGCUGGACGGAAUGGUUGGACACGGACUAUCCCCAGUCCGGGCCAGACGGCGCCGACAUCGAGACCCUCGCUAACAUGCGGGCCUCCGGCCGGCAGAUCUGCAAAGACCCCGUGGCUAUCGAGUGCCGGGCGGAGAAUUACCCCGGCUUGUCCAUCCAGGAGGUGGGGCAGAACGUGCUGUGCGACGUGAACGUGGGUCUGAUCUGCAGGAACCGCCAGCAGCCGGGCCCCUUCAAACUCUGCUUCAACUACCACGUGCGAUUGCAGUGCUGCGACGACUACAGCCACUGCCCGACCUGGACGCCGUCCGUCCCGGCCUCCACGAUCACCGGUCUCAGCACCGCCUCCUCGGCAUCCUCCGCUCCUCCGUCCCCGACCACGGGGGCAAUGAUGGAGUCUCCCACGGCCACGGCAGGGGCCACCCCUAAGGUGACGCCUUCCCUAUACCCGACCGGCCCAUGGCCAGGAGCCACCACCACAGCCACGGUGACAAACCUGCUCCCAAGCUCUCCGGCCACAGGCACGGCCACCACACAUAAGGUCACUUCCACUGAGGUUCCCGGCACCCCGGGAAGGACUGGGCCCAGCCCCGGGACUCCUGGGCCCGGCUCUACAUUGAGCACGACCUCCACAUCUCUGGCCACGACCACCACCACCGCAUCCGUCACCGAGGCCCCGAUGUCCACGGCCUGUCAGCCCGCCUGUCGCUGGACGGAAUGGUUCGACGUGGACCGCCCCGAGCCCGGGGCGGGCGGAGGCGACGUGGAGACGUACCAGUCGAUCCAGGAGGCCGGACGGAGCUUCUGUGGACAGCCCCGGGACAUUCAGUGCCGGGCGGAGCAAUACCCGAACGUGACAGUGGAUCGGGUCGGACAGACGGUCUACUGCGAUGUGGCCUUCGGGCUGGUGUGCAGGAACAGUGAUCAGAAGGGGACGUCCAAGCUGUGCUUCAACUACCAGGUGCGCGUGCUCUGCUGUGACGACCUCAGCCACUGCGCGCCCACCGCCACCACGGGUCCGAGCCCCACGGCCACCUCCCGGAUGCCCACGAUUGGCACCCCAUUACAGCCAACGACUAUCCUGCCAUGGUCGUCCCUCCCUUCUGAAAGCACCACAGCCACCAGUGAGACCACCCCGGGACCAAACGGGACCACCACACGAUUGACGGCUGUCCCACCCCAGACUCCUUCCACUUCACAGAUGACAGGCAGGCCGGUGAUCACCACUCCUCAGGGAUGGACCCGGCCGGGGACCCCCUCCAAAACAGCCAGAACCACCGCCUCAACCACAGCCCUGCCGACAACUACAUCCACCCCUCCGGGCUCGGUCACCGUCAAAGGCCACACGAGCCCCACGCCCACCUCCUGCCGGCCCGUAUGUCACUGGACGGAAUGGCUGAACACGGACUACCCCCAGUCCGGGCCGAACGGCGCCGACAUCGAGACGCUCGACAACAUGCGGGCCUCCGGCCGGCAGAUCUGCGAGGAGCCCGUGGCCGUCGAGUGCCGGGCGGAGAACUACCCCGACCUGCCCAUCCGGGACGUGGGGCAGAACGUGCUGUGCGACGUGAACGUGGGUCUGGUCUGCAGGAACCGCGAGCAGACGGGCCCCUUCAAACUCUGCUUCAACUACCACGUCCGAUUCCAGUGCUGCGACGACUACAGCCACUGCCCGACAUGGACGCCGUCCGUCCCGGCCUCCAAAACCACCGGUCUCCAUACCCCGUCCUUGGCGCCCUCCGUUCCUCCGUCCUCGACCACGGCGGCGACGACCGAGUCUCCCAAGGCCCCGGUGGGGACCACCUCUAAGGCGACCCCGACCGGCCCAUUGCGGGGCACCACCACCGCUGCCACGGUGACCAGCCUACUUCCAUACUCUCCGGCCACAGGUACGUCCCCCAAGGCUACGACGCUCCACGUCACUUCCACAGAGGGGCCCGGUAGCCCGGGAAGGACCAGAACCAGCCCCGGGACUCCUGGGACCGGCUCCACGUUCGGCACGACCUCCACGGCUCCAGCCACAGUGACCACCACCAGCACGUCCGUCACCGAGGCUCUGUCACCCACAUCCUGUCAGCCAGCCUGUCGGUGGACGGAAUGGUUCGACGUGAGCCGCCCCGGGGCCGGAACGCGUGGGGGUGACGUGGAGACCUACUGGUCGAUCCGGGCGGCGGGACGAAGCUUCUGCGGGCAGCCCGAGGAUGUCCAGUGCCGGGCGGAGCAAUUCCCGGACACGCCGGUGCACCAGGUCGGACAGACCGUCUACUGCGACGUGGCCUUCGGGUUGGUGUGCAGGAACAGGGAGCAGACGGGGAAGUCCAAGCUGUGCUACAACUACCAGGUGCGCGUGCUCUGCUGUGACGACCUCAGCCACUGCCUGACCACCACCAUCGUGAGCCCCACGGCCACCCCGCGGACCCCCGCCACCGGUGCCACAUUGAUGCCAACCACGGCAGUCCCGCCACAUUCACCCAUCCCAUCCGAGGCGACCACGGCCACCAGCAAAAUCUCCCAGGGGCCUGCAAGUAGGGCCCCCACCUCGACCACAGCCCCGCCGACAACUACAUCCACCCCUCCGGCCUCGGCCCCCGCGAGCGCCCACACGAGCCCCACGCCCACCUCCUGCCGGCCCGCGUGUCACUGGACGGAAUGGCUGGACACGGACUACCCCCAGUCCGGGCCGAACGGCGCCGACAUCGAGACGCUCGACAACAUGCGGGCCUCCGGCCGGCAGAUCUGCGAGGAGCCCGUGGCCGUCGAGUGCCGGGCGGAGAACUACCCCGACCUGCCCAUCCGGGACGUGGGGCAGAACGUGCUGUGCGACGUGAACGUGGGUCUGGUCUGCAGGAACCGCGAGCAGACGGGCCCCUUCAAACUCUGCUUCAACUACCACGUGCGAUUCCAGUGCUGCGACGACUUCAGCCACUGCCCGACCUGGACGCCGUCCAUCCCGGCCUCCACGGCCACCGGUCUCCGUACCUCGUCCUCGGCGCCCUCCGUUCCUCCGUCCCCGACCACGGCGGCGACGACCGAGUCUGCCAAGGCCCCGGUGGGGACCACCCCUAAGGUGACCCCGACCGGCCCCUGGCCGGGGACCACCACCGCUGCCAUGGCGACCGGCCUGCUUCCACACUCUCCGGCCACAGGCACGUCCUCCACAGCCACCACACAUCGCGUCAGUUCCACUGAGGUGUCCGCCACACCGGGGAGGACCGGAACCAGCCCCGCGACUCCCGGGACAGGCUACUCUUCCGGCACGACCACCACAGCUCCGGCCACGAUCACCACCACGAGCUCCAGCCCCACAGCUACCGUGCGGACGCCCGCAUCCGGAGCUCCAUCGCCGCCAACGACGACUGCCAUCCUGCCGGGGUCGUCCCUCCCGUCCGAAACCACCACCACCACCAGCGAGACCACUGUGGGCCCGGUCAGGACCACGACACGGUUGACCACUGUCCCACCCCGGACUCCUCCCGCUUCACAGACGACGGGAGGGCCGGCGACCACCACUCCCCAGGGGUGGACCCGGCCCGAGACCCCCUCCGUACCGGCCCGGGCCACAGCCACGACCUCAACCCUCACGACGAUUACAUCCACCCCACCGGCCUCGGCCACCGUGAGCAUCCACAUGAGCCCCACGCCCACCUCCUGCCUGCCCGCGUGUCACUGGACGGAAUGGUUGGACACGGACUACCCCCAGUCCGGGCCGAACGGCGCCGACAUCGAGACGCUCGACAACAUGCGGGCCUCCGGCCGGCAGAUCUGCGAGGAGCCCGUGGCCGUCGAGUGCCGGGCGGAGAACUACCCCGACCUGCCCAUCCGGGACGUGGGACAGAACGUGCUGUGCGACGUGAACGUGGGUCUGGUCUGCAGGAACCGCGAGCAGACGGGCCCCUUCAAACUCUGCUUCAACUACCACGUCCGAUUCCAGUGCUGCGACGACUACAGCCACUGUCCGACCUGGACGCCGUCCGUCCCGGCCUCCAAAACCACCGGUCUCCACACCCCGUCCUUGGCGCCCUCCGUUCCUCCAUCUUCGACCACGGCGGCGACGACCGAGUCUCCCAAGGCCCCGGUGGGGACCACCUCUAAGGCGACCCCGACCGGCCCAUUGCGGGGGACCCCCACCGCUGCCACGGUGACCAGCCUGCUUCCAUACUCUCCGGCCACAGGUACGUCCCCCAAGGCUACGACCCUCCACAUCACUAACACUGAGGGGCUCAGUAGCCCGGGAAGGACCAGAACCAGCCCCGGGACUCCUGGGACCGGCUCCACGUUCGGCACGACCUCCACGGCUCCAGCCACAGUGACCACCACCAGCACGUCCGUCACCGAGGCUCUGACACGCACAUCCUGUCAGCCAGCCUGUCGGUGGACGGAAUGGUUCGACGUGAGCCGCCCCGGGGCCGGAACGCGUGGGGGUGACGUGGAGACCUACUGGUCGAUCCGGGCGGCGGGAAGAAGCUUCUGCGGGCAGCCCGAGGAUGUCCAGUGCCGGGCGGAGCAAUUCCCGGACACGCCGGUGCACCAGGUCGGACAGACCGUCUACUGCGACGUGGCCUUCGGGUUGGUGUGCAGGAACAGGGAGCAGACGGGGAAGUCCAAGCUGUGCUACAACUACCAGGUGCGCGUGCUCUGCUGUGACGACCUCAGCCACUGCCUGACCACCACCAUCGCGAGCCCCACGGCCACCCCGCGGACCCCCGCCACCAGUGCCACAUCACUGCCAAAGACGGCAGUCCCGCCAUUUUCACCCAUCUCAUCCGAGGCGACCACGGCCACCAGCAAAAUCUCCCAGGGGCCUGCAAGCAGGGCCACCACCUCGACCACAGCCCCGCCGACAACUACAUCCACCCCUCUGGCCUCGGCCCCCUUGAAAGAGCACACGAGCCCCACGCCCACCUCCUGCCUGCCCGCGUGUCACUGGACGGAAUGGCUGGACACGGACUACCCCCAGUCCGGGCCGAACGGCGCCGACAUCGAGACGCUCGACAACAUGCGGGCCUCCGGCCGGCAGAUCUGCGAGGAGCCCGUGGCCGUCGAGUGCCGGGCGGAGAACUACCCCGACCUGCCCAUCCGGGACGUGGGACAGAACGUGCUGUGCGACGUGAACGUGGGUCUGGUCUGCAGGAACCGCGAGCAGACGGGCCCCUUCAAACUCUGCUUCAACUACCACGUCCGAUUCCAGUGCUGCGACGACUACAGCCACUGUCCGACCUGGACGCCGUCCGUCCCGGCCUCCAAAACCACCGGUCUCCAUACCCCGUCCUUGGCGCCCUCCGUUCCUCCAUCUUCGACCACGGCGGCGACGACCGAGUCUCCCAAGGCCCCGGUGGGGACCACCUCUAAGGCGACCCCGACCGGCCCAUUGCGGGGCACCACCACCGCUGCCACGGUGACCAGCCUGCUUCCAUACUCUCCGGCCACAGGUACGUCCCCCAAGGCUACGACGCUCCACGUCACUUCCACAGAGGGGCCCGGUAGCCCGGGAAGGACCAGAACCAGCCCCGGGACUCCUGGGACAGGCUCCACGUUCGGCACGACCUCCACGGCUCCAGCCACAGUGACCACCACCAGCACGUCCGUCACCGAGGCUCUGACACCCACAUCCUGUCAGCCAGCCUGUCGGUGGACGGAAUGGUUCGACGUGAGCCGCCCCGGGGCCGGAACGCGUGGGGGUGACGUGGAGACCUACUGGUCGAUCCGGGCGGCGGGACGAAGCUUCUGCGGGCAGCCCGAGGAUGUCCAGUGCCGGGCGGAGCAAUUCCCGGACACGCCGGUGCACCAGGUCGGACAGACCGUCUACUGCGACGUGGCCUUCGGGUUGGUGUGCAGGAACAGGGAGCAGACGGGGAAGUCCAAGCUGUGCUACAACUACCAGGUGCGCGUGCUCUGCUGUGAUGACCUCAGCCACUGCCUGACCACCACCAUCGUGAGCCCCAAGGCCACCCCGCGGACCCCCACCACCGGUGCCACAUCGAUGCCAACGACGGCAGUCACGCCACAUUCACCCAUCCCAUCCGAGGCGACCACGGCCACCAGCAACAUCUCCCAGGGGCCAAGCAGGGCCACCACCUCGACCACAGUCCCGCCGACAACCACAUCCACCCCUCCGGCCUCGGCCCCCGCGAGCGCCCACACGAGCCCCACGCCCACCUCCUGCCGGCCCGCGUGUCACUGGACGGAAUGGCUGGACACGGACUACCCCCAGUCCGGGCCGAACGGCGCCGACAUCGAGACGCUCGACAACAUGCGGGCCUCCGGCCGGCAGAUCUGCGAGGAGCCCGUGGCCGUCGAGUGCCGGGCGGAGAACUACCCCGACCUGCCCAUCCGGGGUGGGCAGAACGUGCUGUGCGACGUGAACGUGGGUCUGGUCUGCAGGAACCGCGAGCAGACGGGCCCCUUCAAACUCUGCUUCAACUACCACGUGCGAUUCCAGUGCUGCGACGACUUCAGCCACUGCCCGACCUGGACGCCGUCCAUCCCGGCCUCCACGGCCACCGGUCUCCGUACCUCGUCCUCGGCGCCCUCCGUUCCUCCGUCCCCGACCACGGCGGCGACGACCGAGUCUGCCAAGGCCCCGGUGGGGACCACCCCUAAGGUGACCCCGACCGGCCCCUGGCCGGGGACCACCACCGCUGCCAUGGCGACCGGCCUGCUUCCACACUCUCCGGCCACAGGCACGUCCUCCACAGCCACCACACAUCGCGUCAGUUCCACUGAGGUGUCCGCCACACCGGGGAGGACCGGAACCAGCCCCGCGACUCCCGGGACAGGCUACUCUUCCGGCACGACCACCACAGCUCCGGCCACGAUCACCACCACGAGCUCCAGCCCCACAGCUACCGUGCGGACGCCCGCAUCCGGAGCUCCAUCGCCGCCAACGACGACUGCCAUCCUGCCGGGGUCGUCCCUCCCGUCCGAAACCACCACCGCCACCAGCGAGACCACUGCGGGCCCGGUCAGGACCACGACACGGUUGACCACUGUCCCUCCCCGGACUCCUCCCGCUUCACAGACGACGGGAGGGCCGGCGACCACCACUCCCCAGGGGUGGACCCGGCCCGAGACCCCCUCCGUACCGGCUCGGGCCACCGCCACGACCUCAACCCUCCCGACGAUUACAUCCACCCCACCGGCCUCGGCCCCCGCGAGCGUCCACACGAGCCCCACGCCCACCUCCUGCCUGCCCGCGUGUCACUGGACGGAAUGGCUGGACACGGACUACCCCCAGUCCGGGCCGAACGGCGCCGACAUCGAGACGCUCGACAACAUGCGGGCCUCCGGCCGGCAGAUCUGCGAGGAGCCCGUGGCCGUCGAGUGCCGGGCGGAGAACUACCCCGACCUGCCCAUCCGGGACGUGGGACAGAACGUGCUGUGCGACGUGAACGUGGGUCUGGUCUGCAGGAACCGCGAGCAGACGGGCCCCUUCAAACUCUGCUUCAACUACCACGUGCGAUUCCAGUGCUGCGACGACUACAGCCACUGCCCGACAUGGACGCCGUCCGUCCCGGCCUCCAAAACCACCGGUCUCCACACCCCGUCCUUGGCGCCCUCCGUUCCUCCAUCUUCGACCACGGCGGCGACGACCGAGUCUCCCAAGGCCCCGGUGGGGACCACCUCUAAGGCGACCCCGACCGGCCCAUUGCGGGGCACCACCACCGCUGCCACGGUGACCAGCCUGCUUCCAUACUCUCCGGCCACAGGUACGUCCCCCAAGGCUACGACGCUCCACGUCACUUCCACAGAGGGGCCCGGUAGCCCGGGAAGGACCAGAACCAGCCCCGGGACUCCUGGGACCGGCUCCACGUUCGGCACGACCUCCACGGCUCCAGCCACAGUGACCACCACCAGCACGUCCGUCACCGAGGCUCUGUCACCCACAUCCUGUCAGCCAGCCUGUCGGUGGACGGAAUGGUUCGACGUGAGCCGCCCCGGGACCGGAACGCGUGGGGGUGACGUGGAGACCUACUGGUCGAUCCGGGCGGCGGGACGAAGCUUCUGCGGGCAGCCCGAGGAUGUCCAGUGCCGGGCGGAGCAAUUCCCGGACACGCCGGUGCACCAGGUCGGACAGACCGUCUACUGCGACGUGGCCUUCGGGUUGGUGUGCAGGAACAGGGAGCAGACGGGGAAGUCCAAGCUGUGCUACAACUACCAGGUGCGCGUGCUCUGCUGUGACGACCUCAGCCACUGCCUGACCACCACCAUCGCGAGCCUCACGGCCACCCCGCGGACCCCCGCCACCGGUGCCUCAUCACUGCCAACGACGGCAGUCCCGCCACAUUCACCCAUCCCAUCCGAGGCGACCACGGCCACCAGCAAAAUCUCCCAGGGGCCUGCAAGCAGGGCCACCACCUCGACCACAGCCCCGCCGACAACCACAUCCACCCCUCCGGCCUCGGCCCCCGCGAGCGCCCACACGAGCCCCACGCCCACCUCCUGCCGGCCCGCGUGUCACUGGACGGAAUGGCUGGACACGGACUACCCCAGUCCGGGGCCGAACGGCGCCGACAUCGAGACGCUCGACAACAUGCGGGCCUCCGGCCGGCAGAUCUGCGAGGAGCCCGUGGCCGUCGAGUGCCGGGCGGAGAACUACCCCGACCUGCCCAUCCGGGACGUGGGACAGAACGUGCUGUGCGACGUGAACGUGGGUCUGGUCUGCAGGAACCGCGAGCAGACGGGCCCCUUCAAACUCUGCUUCAACUACCACGUGCGAUUCCAGUGCUGCGACGACUACAGCCACUGCCCGACCUGGACGCCGUCCGUCCCGGCCUCCACGGCCGCCGGUCUCCGUACCCCGUCCUCGGCGCCCUCCGUUCCUCCGUCCCCGACCACGUCGGCGACGACCGGGUCUGCCAAGGCCCCGGUGGGGACCACCCCUAAGGCGACCCCGACGGCUCCCCGGACGGAGACCGCUGCCACCGUUUCCGUUACCCACGGUCCCCCGAGCUCUCCGGUGGCACCCCGUUCCUCCCCGGCCCCCUCACCGUCCACCGCGUGCCGUCCUCGCUGCCGCUGGUCCCCGUGGUUCGACGAAGACCGCCCCGAGUCCGGCCCCGAUGGCGGCGACGUCGAGACCUACCGCCGCCUCCGGACCGCCGGCCACCACCUCUGCAAGAAGCCGCGGGCCAUCGAGUGCCGCGGGGAGGACUUCCCCGGGCUGACCGUCCACGAGCUGGGCCAGAACGUCACCUGCGACCUGGCCUACGGCCUGGUCUGCCGGAACCAGGACCAGCCGGGCCCCUUCGCCGUGUGCUUCAACUACCAAAUGCGUAUCCUGUGCUGCGAGGACACCAGCCAUUGUGCCGGGUCCACCUCCCCCACCCCGACCACGUCCACCUCCAUCGAGAGCCCCGCCAUCGUCACCACGUCCCUGGCCACGUCCUCCGGCCGGCCCGCGACCGUCCUCCCCACGCGGACUCCGACCUCCGGUUUCACCCCUCCGUCCUCUCCUCUCACAACUCCCUGCUUCUGCCGGGUGUUCGGCCACCUCUUCUCCCCCGGGGACGUGGUGUACAACCAGACGGACAAGGCCGGGUGCGUCUACUAUGCCAUCUGCAGCCCCCUCUGUGACAUCGACCGGUUCCAGGGGCCGUGCCCGUCUCCCACCCCCUCGCUCUCUCCCGCCGUCCCUCCUUCCCCCACAACCCCGCCUGCCCGGACCACAGCCCCGCCGCCCUCUUGCUCCAACGCCAACCCUCCGCGACAGAUCAAUGAGACCUGGACCCUGGACAACUGCACGGUGGCCGUCUGCGAAGGAGACAACCGGAUCGUCCUGCUGGACCCGGUGCCCGUCGACAAGAUUUCGUGCGAAAACGGGAUGGAACCCAUCAAGGUCUACCACGAGGACAGAUGCUCCUUCCACUACGAGUGUGAAUGUAUCUGCAGCGGCUGGGGCAACUCUCACUACCUGACCUUCGACGGCAUCUACUACACGUUCUACGACAACUGCACCUACGUGCUGGUGCGGGAGAUCUCCCCGCGGGCGGGCAACCUGAGCGUGGCCAUCGACAACCACUUCUGCGAGGUGGGCCGCGACCGGGCCUGCCCCCGGGCCCUCAUCAUCAACUACCGCGAGGCCGAGAUCCUGCUCACCAGCGAGAUCGUCGCCGGAAAGAUCGCCAACGAGGUCCUGUUCGAUAAAAUCGAAGUGAGCCACGGCUUCAGCCAGGACGGCGUCAUCGUUUCGGGGAGCGGUCGGACGAUGGUGGUGGAGAUCCCCGAGAUCCAGGCCUCCUUCUCCUUCAACGGGCUGGUCUUCCAGAUCAAACUGCCCUACGGCCUCUUCGGCAACAACACGGAGGGCCAGUGCGGCACCUGCACCAACGACCAGAAGGACGAGUGUCGCCUCCCGGGAGGCAAGAUCUCGACCACCUGCUCCAACAUGGCGCCCGCCUGGCUCAUCCCGGACAGGAACAAGGAACGCUGCCAGGUGCCACCCACCCCCGCCCCCGGGAUCGAGCCGACGCCAACGCCGCCCGAGCCCUGCGAGCCGGCGCCCGUGUGCCGGCUUAUCCUCAGCGAGGUGUUUGCCGAGUGCCACCACCUGGUGCCCCCGAAAGCCUUCUACGACACGUGCGUCGCCGACUCCUGCCACGCGGCCGACACCCUUCCCUGCCAGAGCGUCGAGCUUUACGCCUCCCUCUGCCGGGGCAAAGGUGUCUGCACCCAGUGGAGGAGCCUCACCGGUGGCCAGUGUGAGAUGGCGUGCCCACCGGGCAAGGUGUACAAGCCCUGCGGACCGGCCAGACCCCCGUCCUGCGACAACAGGCAUGACUCCAACCCCCAGGCCCACCUCAUGGAAGGCUGCUUCUGUCCGGAGGGUCAGCUCCUCUUCAACUCCCAAGUGGACAUCUGCCUGCCCAGAUGCCCCUGCGUGGGGCCGGACGGCCUGCCAAGAUACCCCGGGGCGCGUUGGGAGACCGACUGCCAGCAGUGCCAGUGCGACGCCGGCUCGGUGACCGUCCAGUGCCGACCCAUCCGGUGCGGGACCCCGGAGCUCCCCGCCGCCUGCCGCAAGCCGGGCUUCGUCCCCGUCCGCGUCGUCCGGCCCGAGGACAAGUGCUGCCCGGACCACAAGUGCUUCUGCAACACCUCGCUCUGCUCCUCGAAGCCCCCCAGAUGUGGGCUGGGGGAAGAGCCCCAAACGGUCCUCCUCCAGGGAGACUGCUGCCCCUCCUUUGAAUGCAAGCGUCGGCAGUGCGAGCACAACGGGACGCUGUACGGGGUCGGGGCGAAGGUCACGUCCGUCGUCCCCUGCCAUCGCUGCACCUGCCGGGAGGAGCCGGACCCCCGGACCCACGACUUCUGGUGGUGUGAACCCGAGACGUGCCACGCUGCCUGCCCCCAGGGCUUCGCCUACAGAGUCAAGGCCGGCAGCUGCUGCGGGCGGUGCGUGCAGACGGCCUGCCGGACCAAAGACGGCGGGUGGAUCCAGCCCAACCAGACCUGGGUGGACACCAAGGUGGACAACUGCACCGAGUACCUGUGUGAGCGGGUGGACGACGCGUUCCUCCUGAGCCCGGGGAGGACGGGGUGCCCCGACGUCACGCGCUGCCAGGGAAGACUGCAGAAGGUUGGCUGCUGCUACGAAUGUAGGAACGACACCGAGCUCUGCCAGGUGCGGGUCAAGGAGACGGUGCUCACCCACGACGGCUGCCGGACCGAGGCGCCCGUCAACGUGACCUUCUGCGAGGGGACGUGUCACACCAGCUCCAUCUACUCGGCGGAGGCGAGCGCCAUGGAGCGGCGGUGCGGCUGCUGCCAGGAGGAGGCCACCCGCCCGCGCGACGUGGCCCUGCUGUGCCCCGGCGGCGCCCGCGUCCUCUUCUCCUACACCCACGUGGAGCGGUGCGGGUGCCGGUCCGCCUGCCCGCCGCCCUCCGCCGCCACGCCCCGGGACGGGGGCGACGCCUCGCUGCCCCGUGGUCCCCCCACCUCCACCGGACCCCCUCCCGGUCCCACGCGGGUGCGGGAGCGGGAGGGCCGCGGCCAGCGGGAUCGCGUCGGGUCGCGGCCUCCGGGGCUCGGCAGCCGGGGGACGCUGACUGGAGACGCCGACCGGGGAAGCGGCGUGGGGCGAGGAAAGGCCCCCGGGGGUCUCCCCCGUCGCCGCCACCCAGAAGAGACCCGCCGCGUGAAACCCCACCUGACGAACGUCACCGCGCUCUUGCCUCUCAAGUCCUAA
This is a messenger RNA of Ornithorhynchus anatinus (platypus), 17361 nucleotides long. Its product is annotated as mucin-5AC-like. The record is from RefSeq and is a predicted model, not a curated record. NCBI's taxonomy places the organism in Eukaryota, Metazoa, Chordata, Mammalia, Monotremata, Ornithorhynchidae. Gene Ontology annotation, cellular component: extracellular matrix. Gene Ontology annotation, molecular function: protein binding.